AUGCAUUCGGAGAUUGAGGCUCAAGCAGCAUCUCGCUACUAUGGCUGGCAAUGGCAGCGAUUUCUACUGUUCACCCGACAACAAACGGUACAUGUAUCGCAACAAUGGAUGCAAGCUCCAGACAAUAUGCAGAACGAGAUUAUUGAACGUGUGAACGCGGCAUUGGCGUAUGAGAAGAUUCCUAAGGUCCCAGACGGGGUCAUCCAUUGGCGUAUGGAGACACUGCUAAACCGCCGUACUCGUACAAGCUAUAAUGAAAGUGGAUACGGUAGAGACCAAGAGGAGGAUCAAACCACGGCCAGCAGUUAA
Pyrenophora tritici-repentis Pt-1C-BFP is the source of this 309-nucleotide messenger RNA. Lineage: Eukaryota; Fungi; Ascomycota; Dothideomycetes; Pleosporales; Pleosporaceae. The record is from RefSeq and is a predicted model, not a curated record.